This is a messenger RNA of Varanus komodoensis (Komodo dragon), 903 nucleotides long. It is a transcript of the gene EHF, whose product is annotated as ETS homologous factor. The transcript is spliced from 8 exons. The record is from RefSeq and is a predicted model, not a curated record. Lineage: Eukaryota; Metazoa; Chordata; Lepidosauria; Squamata; Varanidae. Gene Ontology annotation, cellular component: nucleus. Gene Ontology annotation, molecular function: sequence-specific DNA binding; DNA-binding transcription factor activity, RNA polymerase II-specific. Gene Ontology annotation, biological process: cell differentiation; regulation of transcription by RNA polymerase II. The coding region runs from base 1 to 903 and encodes 300 amino acids.
AUGAUUUUAGAAGGAACUAGCAGAAUGAAUCUUAAUUCUGUCACAAAUCUCCUCCAUGAACAAUCGUCCUGGACAGAUGGAUAUCCCACAUGUAAUGGUAGGAUGAGCAGUUUUUUUGGAACUCAGUGGCAUGAAAUUCAGCCUCAAUAUUGGACCAAAUAUCAGGUCUGGGAAUGGCUCCAGCAUCUCCUGGAUACCAACCAGCUCGAUGCCAACUGCAUUCCUUUCCAGGAGUUUGAUAUUAGCGGGGACCACCUGUGCAACAUGACUUUGCAAGAUUUCACUCGGGCAGCUGGCACUGCCGGACACCUUCUUUACACCAACCUGCAACAUCUGAAGUGGAAUGGUCAAUGUGGAAGUGAACUGUACCCAUCACACAAUGUCAUUGUUAAGGCAGAGCAAACAGAUCCAUCUGUAAUGGCAUCCUGGAAAGAAGACAAUUAUUUCUACAAUAGUGGAUAUGGUGGCACAGUAGAAUUAGUGGACAGCAAAGCCUAUUGUCGAGCACAGAUUUCAGUCAAUGCUGCUAAUUAUCAUCCAAUUGAAGAUUCUUCAGAUGUGAAAAAGUUACCACAAGAUCACCCUGCAAAAUCCCACAAAAAACACACUCCUCGAGGGACCCACUUGUGGGAAUUUAUCCGAGACAUUCUUCUACAUCCAGAGAAGAAUCCAGGUUUGAUAAAAUGGGAAGACCGAUCAGAAGGCAUCUUCAGAUUCUUAAAAUCGGAGGCAGUGGCUCAGCUGUGGGGAAAGAAGAAGAACAACAGCAGCAUGACUUAUGAGAAACUGAGCCGUGCCAUGAGAUAUUAUUACAAAAGAGAAAUUCUUGAGCGUGUAGAUGGUCGGAGACUGGUAUAUAAAUUUGGAAAGAAUGCCCGUGGCUGGAGAGAAAAUGAAAACUAA